Molecule: messenger RNA, 357 nt
Organism: Cutaneotrichosporon oleaginosum
Lineage: Eukaryota; Fungi; Basidiomycota; Tremellomycetes; Trichosporonales; Trichosporonaceae
Source: RefSeq, a predicted model, not a curated record
AUGUCUCCCUUCCACUUCCGCCGCCGCUCCAGCGCCGCCUCGAACUCCAGCGCCUCCUCUCACGGCGCCGAAACAUCUACUGCCACUCCUGUCGCUCCUUCCACCAUCUCUACGGCUGCCGUUACACCCAGCCCUUCCGCUGUCUCGUCCCCCUCCGCGUCCUCCGUCUCCAUAAUCGCACCCCACAUCCCGGCGUUCACCGACGAUGUCGAAGUCAGCAUUCCAGCGCGGGGCUCGCGUCUCGGCGACGCCCUACGGCGCGCCAAGCGCUGGAUAGAGGUAGACGAUGUCGACGGGCUCUCCUUCGACCCCGUCAAGUCCCUCCAACCGUCCAAGCUUUCUUGGCACACGAUCUAA